UUGAGAAGGAUAUCUUAGCGUGCCAGUGGAAGGAUAUUCAUUUAUCUUCAGUGAGCGUUUUAUUCUGGUCAGGGUUGCGGUGGGUCUGGAGCUAGGAACACACUGUGAAUGGGACAGCAGUUCAUCACAGGGCACCAUGCACACACGUUCAUACGUUCAUACAUUCACCAUUCUCAAUUUAUAAACAUCAGCAUGUUUGGAAGGUGGGAGGAAGUUGGAGAAUCCAGAGAAAACCCAUAUGGUCACAGGGGGAACAUGCAAAACUCCAUACAGACAGCACCCUGAGCUCAGGAUCAAACCAGAGGCACCAUUUUAAGAAAUGAUUUCUCUAACCCUAACCCUAGAUUUCUCACAAGUUGUAUAGCUGAGCAUUUGAGAAGGAGAGAAGAAACAGCUCUGCUUCUGUACUACAGGCGACACACAGUAUGAAACGGAUUAUGAACGGUUUGUGAAGAUGAUUCAGCUUCACUCAUGACUCUGGCUGGCACGGUGACUGUGCACGCGCUGAUGUGAGGAAAUGUGAUUUCUUCACGGACUUUUCACCACACCACCUCAGUUCACUGGUCUGACCGCAGGAUGCGCGCGUUGCUUUUCGCGGUGCUUUUCGCGCAUGCCCUCGCAGGACCCGAAACGCGCGCGCCCUGCCCGGCCACGUGCGACAUGACCAAGUGCCCGGCGCCGCGUGCUGCAUGCCAGGGCGGGCGCGUGCUGGACCGGUGCGGCUGCUGCGCGGUGUGUGCUGCGGGGGAGGAGGGGGCAACCUGCGGGCGCAAGCGUGAUGCUCCCUGCGCCUCGGGGCUGGAGUGCGUGCGCUCCGGGGCAAAGAGAUCCUCUAAGGGGGUUUGCCGGUGUAAGAGCGGUCACCCGGUGUGCGGCAGCGAUGGUAAGACUUAUGAAAGCCCGUGCAGGCUGGAGGCGGCCGGUCGCAGAGCGCGGCAGCGGGGGAACGCUCCGGUAACGCGCGCGCACAAAAAUCAGUGCGCAUCUGCAGCUCCAGGUCCCACACACCACAACAGCCCCAGGUACAAGUUUAACUUCAUCGCUGAUGUUGUGGAAAAAAUCGCGCCAGCUGUGGUCCAUAUCGAGCUUUUCCUCAGCCAUCCGCUGUUUGGCCACCACGUGCCGUUGUCCAGCGGUUCAGGGUUCAUCGUGACAGAAUCUGGUGUGAUCGUGACCAACGCUCAUGUGGUGAGCAGCAGUGCCACUACAGCGGGCCGACAGCAGCUUCAGGUGCAGCUUCACGAUGGCAAAACGUACGAGGCCUCCAUAACAGACAUCGACAAGAAGUCUGACAUCGCCACCAUCAAAGUCAACCCUCGGAAAAAGCUUCCAGUUCUUCCUCUGGGCCACUCAGCUGACCUGCGCCCGGGCGAGUUCGUGGUGGCCAUUGGCAGUCCGUUCGCUCUGCAGAACACUGUAACUACAGGCAUCGUGAGCACGGCACAGAGAGACGGCAAGGAGCUCGGCAUCCGGGACUCAGACAUGGACUACAUUCAGACUGACGCCAUCAUCAAUUAUGGAAACUCAGGAGGCCCACUCGUUAACCUUGAUGGUGAGGUUAUUGGGAUAAACACACUGAAGGUGACCGCUGGGAUCUCCUUUGCCAUUCCAUCAGACCGUAUUAAUCGAUUUCUAGACGAAUCUUAUGAUAAGCAGUACAAAGAUAAACAGAGACUACUUAGGCUGCAGUACACGCCAUCUCAGCCUGUGGUGUCUGACUCAGAUGUAAAAGGCACAAAGAAAAGAUUUCUUGGAAUCAGAAUGAUCACCCUCACAAAAGACCUGGUUAAAGAGAUGAAACAGCACGAUCCAUAUUUCCCAGAUAUCAGCAGUGGAAUUCUUGUUCAUGAGGUCAUUCCAGAUUCCCCUGCGCAAAAGGGUGGACUUGAAGCAGGUGAUGUGAUUGUGAAACUAAAUGGCCGUCCAUUGGUCAGCACUGAUGAUAUCCAGUUGGCGCUUCAUGGAGACAUGGCCCUUCUUUUGGAAAUUCAUCGUGGCAACAAUAGUUUUCUAUUCAACAUUGAACCACGUGUCCUUGUGCAGAAAUAAAUAGUAAAAUAAAGGUUUACUAGAAAACUGGUGUGGAUUGAGACGACAUUAGGUCAAGUCAAGUCAGUUGGCUUUAUUGUCAUUUCAACCAUAUACAGCUAGUUAGUACACAGUGAAACGAAAGAACGUUCCUCCAGGACCAUGGUGCUACAUCAAACAACACAGAACUACACAUGUAGAGCCUACACAUCUCUACAUAAAGUGCACGUGCAAAUGUGCGCAAACAGCACAAGACAGUACAAUAUCUACUAAAACAGGACAAUAGGCACAGUUCGAGACAGUGCAGCACCGACCGGUACGCUGUUCUAGUAUGAAAGUGUCAGAUAUAACAGUAGUGCAAAAGAAUAACAAUAUAAUAAAUUGCUAUGAAUGUAAACAUAACAUACUAUGACAUAGUAUUCGGCAAAUAAGCUUAUACCAUAUAUGGGCUUGGCAUUUGUUGGGGUAGCAGCCAGGUAGAAAGUAUAGCAAGAAUAAAGACAAGAAAUUAUAUACAAUAUUUUAUAAAUACAAUACCAGCAACAAAAUGUAGGUACUAAAUCCAGAAAUGUGCUAAAAUUGCAAAGGGAGUGGGAUGGUGUUCAGUUGAGUAUGAAUGUGUGUGUGUGUGUGUGUGGUAGUGUGUGUGUGUGUGUGUGUGGUAGUGUGUGUUGAAUUUAAAGUGCGAUUGUUUUUUUUUUAAUUUUGUAUGGAUGAGAAGAUGGAGGCUACAUAUGAACAAGUGAACACUCACUGUAAUUUUUCAAUAUUACAAAGUGCAGUUAAGAUAUGCCAUGUAUUAAUGACCAGAGAACAUCAUUGUAAAUGAUGACUAGGAGUUUACAAGUUUCUCUGAAUUCAACUGAAAACUCAGACUUUACAUUAUUUUAUAUUCAGAUUUUGACAUACAGUCAUACAGUCACUGGAGCCAAAUGUCUGUCUUUAAAUCCUAAGUCCCCUCACUGUAUUCACUACAAACUACCUGAAAAUGUUCUUUGAUAUAACUUACGAAAUACACUAUUUUAAACAUAUUUUAAACUGACAGGCUGAGAUAUGUUCUUGGCUACAUACAGUAGCAUUGUAGUACAGUGUUAAUAAUUUAUGUGCUGUUUAUCACGCCAGUGCAAGCAGGUCUUUCUAUAUACACUAGCAUGUAUAUUUUUUACUUGUUUUAUAUUACGAA
Pangasianodon hypophthalmus (striped catfish) is the source of this 3211-nucleotide messenger RNA. RefSeq names its product HtrA serine peptidase 3a (gene htra3a). Gene Ontology annotation, biological process: proteolysis. The record is from RefSeq and is a predicted model, not a curated record. Gene Ontology annotation, molecular function: protein binding; serine-type endopeptidase activity. Bases 577 to 2049 code for a protein of 490 amino acids. The transcript has 10 exons. Gene Ontology annotation, cellular component: extracellular region. NCBI's taxonomy places the organism in Eukaryota, Metazoa, Chordata, Actinopteri, Siluriformes, Pangasiidae.